GUGGGCGGGCCUCGGAGGGCAUGAGCGCCUACGAGAGAGGCCUCCUGCUGAGCAAGCACUUCGGCAACGCUUGCAGGGUGUGCCCCAUGAGCGGGAAGAGGGCGCCCGAGAUCGUCGGCGGUCGUCUCGAGGAGCUCUUCGACUGGGUGUGGCAGGACUGCGAGUGUUCGGUGGCCGCGUCGGCGACUCUGCACAACCUGAGUCGCAGCGAGACGGAGAGGCUCAGGGCCGAUAUGCUCACGGCGAGGUCGUUGCAGACGGCGCUGCUCGGGGUCAAGUGCGCGUACUGGAAGGCCCUCCCAUGGACGUUGAUUGGCCUCGCGCAGUUGGAUGAGGAGCGGGCCCGUCAGAGCGGGCAGCUUUCCCUCGACCAGUUCGCCAAGGCCCCCAGCGCCCCGCCAGCGCAACAUCGCAUCACGUGGAAGCUGCUCCAGCCAGGUGCCCCUUUCAGGAUCGAGCUCGAGAAGUUCGUGGGAGGCGCCAGCAGAUGGAGCUUAGCAAGCCAUUUCCAGGAGCAGGUCGCCGCUUUCUUUUUCGUGCCGGUGGUGGAGACGACCAUCGAGGAGAAGCAUAGCAGGGUGAGCCAGGAGAACAGACGCCACCACAUCGGGCCAGUCAUGGUUUCUCUUUCAAACCGCAUGCCUUUAUUAGAGCGGCACUUGACCAGGGAGCCGAACAUGAUCGCAUCCUUGAUCGAGGAUUUCGAGGCGGCUCGGUCUGUUGCCAAGAUUCCAGCCCUGCUCAAUUUCGAGACGCACCCAGUGGUCUUACUUCCAGAACGCGGUCAGAUGACGUCAUGGAUUCCUCGCAUCACAAGUAUAUUCUAUCACUGCGACCUGGAGAACGCGUUCAGGUCCAUGAAGGAGUUCAGGAAGUUCGACGACCAGAAGAAGAGCAAGCGCGGCAGGGACGAGGCCAAGUUGUCCAACACCUUCGUGCACACCGGCGAGGACACGAUCCUCCGCUUGGCCAUCUCGGACCACUUCAGGCAGGUGUACAGCUCCGCGUCUGGCAGCUUCUUCUCCAUCCCCAGCGCGGCUUCGCCUCAGAUGGAGUCCGUGGAUCAGUGGAUGAACAGUUGCGCGGUCGAGGUUGCAGAGAGAGCUCGCGACAAGAGGUUGCGCGGCGACUUGGCGGGGGGGCCACUUCUCCCGAUCGAGAACAUCGACCGGCCGGGCGACACCGAUCUCGUGUUCAAGGUCUCUUCGACAACGAUCGGGAACAAGAAGACGGUCAGGAUGGCUCCUGGGGCUGGUCGAAAGCUGGCGAGGACGGACAUUGCAGUGGCAGUCUAUCCCGUGGACGGGUCGAGAAGUUCGGAGGGCAAUUUCAUCGUCCGGAGCAGCUCGAGUCAUCUCAGCACCCACAUCCUUCACGACUUCGGGGCGCCUUCCGAGCUGAAGGGCGGCCUGAAGAUCUGGUCGCACGAGGGCUCGCUGCACUACACUAUUCCAGGAGUGCCUCGCGAUUUAGCUCCAGAACCUCAGCUCUCCUAUGUAGUUACAAUGAUGAUGGGUAGCAGGGCGCAUGAUCACCCAGAUAGUGACCUGUCGCUAUGGCCUGAAGUCACGGACGACAUCAAGGGCCUCGUGGGGGUCUUGGACGAUUUGGACAUUGCAGUGGUUCGCUAUGCGAGCGAUGGGAAGUUGAGGUGCAGCUUGCGCGAGGAG
Prorocentrum cordatum is the source of this 1670-nucleotide messenger RNA. Lineage: Eukaryota; Dinophyceae; Prorocentrales; Prorocentraceae. The record is from the annotation of a GenBank genome assembly.